Molecule: messenger RNA, 2289 nt
Organism: Microthlaspi erraticum
Lineage: Eukaryota; Viridiplantae; Streptophyta; Magnoliopsida; Brassicales; Brassicaceae
Source: the annotation of a GenBank genome assembly
AUGAGGGGCGGUGGCAAGAGAAGAUCAAACGGUGGUGGUUCUGGGAAUAACAAAUCUAGAUCUCCGGUACAGAGCUCGAGAAAGAAUUCUAAUUCCGCGGCGGGAUCUUCGUCCGGUGGUCGUCGCCGACGCACUAAUACGCUGUUUGUAGAAGGAGGGGUUCUCUCGGAUCUCCCUGCUUUUUCGACGCCAUCUCGAGGAGGAGGAGGAGGAAGCUCUUCCGGUAAGGUCUCGAAACCCAGGAGCUCAGAUCGUGCAAAAGCUUCUGCUUCCACGAGUGAUCCCAGGAAAUGCAGUGGCCAUAGCUAUGGGUUUCAGUACCCUUCCGUUCAUUUUGAGGAGGGGUUGGAGCGAGGCGUCGAAGGUGAUCAAAUGGAUGGAUCGAGUCCUAUAGUGCUGGGGAAGUCAGGGUCGACACAAAUCGUUGCAUUUCUGGAUCAAACGCCGUCUUCAUCGAAAGAGGUUAAGGUAAAUUACGAUUACGAAUACGAACAGAGCUUUGUUCUGGGUGAUGAUUCUCAUAGAGGGUUAGGAUUUUGUGAUGAUUCUGAUGCUGCACCAAGUGGUGGCCUGAAAGCUGGUGAAGAGGCUGCUGCUGCUGCAACUGAAGAUGAAGCGAUGCCUGAUGUUAAGAAACCAUCGAAGAGGAAUGCAGGUUACAUCUCUGUAGGAGGGAUGAAAUUGUACACUGAAGACAUAUCUGGUGAAGAGAGUGGCGACGAAGAAGGCUUGAAUGGUGAAGAUGAUGGCAGCUCAGGUGAAGAGACUGAAUCAUCUGAGAGCGAUUACUCGGAAGACAUGUUUGGGAUUGAUUCCGAGAUUGAUGACGAAGUUGCAAAGGAUUACUUGGAAGGUAUUGGAGGCAGCGAGAUUAUGUUGGAUGCUCAUUGGUUAGCAGAAGAGUCGUUGGAUAAAUUGGAUUUGUCAGGCAGUAGUAGUGACAGUUCUUCAAGUGAUUCUUCUGAUGAGAAGAAGAAGAAGACAGGGAAGUUGAGUGGUUUUUCUCUGCAGAAAGCAUCAAUGGAUUAUGGGAAGAAGAAGUUUACAAGAAGUCGUUCCUCGGGGCAUGGUACGGAUCCUCAUCCAAUGGCAAUGGAUGAUCUUAUGUUUGUGAAGGAUCCGAGAAGUCUUUCGGGGAGGAAGAAUAAGAAGAAACAGGAGACUAAGUUUCCACAGUCUUGGCCUUCAGGAGCACAUAAGAGCAAGAACUCACGCAAUUUCCCUGGUGAGAAGAAGAAGCACCGCAAAGAGUAUAUCGCUGUGAAGCGUCGUGAGAGGAUGUUGCAGCGUGGUGUUGAUCUCGCUGAGAUAAACUAUAAACUGGAGAGGUUUGUUCUGGAGAAUGUGGACAUGCACUGUUUCCAGCGUAUGCAUAAUCGAGAUUGCUCUCAGGUAAGAAGAUUAGCAGAUGUAUACCGCUUAUCAAGUAGCUGCACUGGUUCUGGAAAGAAGAGCUUUGUGACGGUGACACGAACAUAUCAGACGUGUUUGCCAUCCGCGAGCGAUAAACUUCGCAUUGAGAAGCUUAUAGGAGGUGGAGAUGAGGAAGAUGAUUUCGCUGUCAGCAGCGGAGGAAGGGGAAAGGUGAAAUCUGGUGGCAGUUUAGAUAGGAAGAAAGUAAAAGACUCAGCGAAAAAGCGAAUGAGUAGAGAAGAACGGGAGAGAAACAAAAGCAGCGGGAAGAAGAGUUCGUUAGCUGAGCAACCUGUAUCGUUUGUGUCAAGUGGUGUAAUCGAUUCUGAGAUCGCUGUUGCAAAGACCUCUUUUGAUGUCAACGACGCUAAGCAGGUUGGUGAAACUACUCCAGGAGCCUCUAAUGGAGCUGAUAUUGGAGCGUUUGAGGUACACACGAGAGGGUUUGGAUCGAAAAUGAUGGCAAAGAUGGGAUUCAUAGAAGGAAGCGGUCUAGGAAAGGAUGGUAAGGGGAUUGCACAGCCGAUAGAAGCUGUUCAGCGUCCGAAAUCUCUUGGGUUAGGUCUUGAUUUCCCGGCGGGGACGGAAGAUCCGAGUCCAUCAAGCAGUAACGCUAAAAGGAACAGAUCUUCUUCCGCUGGGAAACAUGAGAAACGCAUCUCGCGUGACAAUGGUGGUGGUGGCUCUGGUUCAGCAAGAAUUGUAGACAAAAGAUUGGGAGCCUUUGAGCAGCACACAAGAGGUUUUGGUUCGAGGAUGAUGGCGAGAAUGGGUUUUGUUGAUGGCUCGGGUUUGGGAAGAGAAUCACAAGGCAUUCUCAAUCCGCUGGUCGCUACCAGACGUCCUAAAGCACGUGGACUAGGCGCUGAAGGCUAA